Messenger RNA from Diospyros lotus (date-plum), 2939 nucleotides. Its product is annotated as DNA (cytosine-5)-methyltransferase CMT2-like. Gene Ontology annotation, cellular component: nucleus. Gene Ontology annotation, molecular function: methyltransferase activity; chromatin binding. The record is from RefSeq and is a predicted model, not a curated record. Bases 145 to 2754 code for a protein of 869 amino acids. The transcript has 21 exons. NCBI's taxonomy places the organism in Eukaryota, Viridiplantae, Streptophyta, Magnoliopsida, Ericales, Ebenaceae.
GCCCACGCCAGGCCUCGUCUGUCGUCAACAAAUAAGGUAAAAAGCCUUCCUUCCAAAUCGGCGCUUAUACAUCAUGUUUCCAUUUUAGGGUUUUUAGCUUGGAUUGCGUAAAUCUCCGUCCGUCGGGGCCGCCAGAUCCCGACAAUGGCGGCGCCGAAUCACAAUUCAAGCCUCCACUACUUGCGCUCAAAAGCCUCUUCUUCUCACAAGGCAAUCGCAUUGUCGGAUCAGGAGCCUCUAACCCUCAGACGAUCCCCGAGGCUGUGCAGAGAUCAGCAGAGUAAUGGCAAGCGCGGUGAGAAAGCCAGGUCUUCGGCUGCUGGACAACCGCCGCAAAAGAAGCCAAGGACCGUUGAUUCUUCGAAGAAACGGAAUGAGUCGGGCGUUGCGUCGUUCUUCAUCGGCGAUCCUGUGCCCAGCGAAGAAGCUAGACGAAGAUGGCCUUGGCGAUACGAGAUCAUGAAAGGCCAGAUAAGCAAGGGCAGAAGCUUGAAAUCCAGUAGUGAUGAAGAAGAUGAGUUGAUUUUGAAUGUAGAAUGUCACUACACUCGAGCUCAAAUUGAAAAGGUUGUCUUUGCCCUAGGAGAUUGUGCAUAUGUGAAGGGACAGGAAGGGGGUGAAAAUUAUGUGGGAAAGAUUCUAGAAUUUUUUAAAACUAUGGAUGGUGAAGAUUAUUUUAGGGUUCAAUGGUUCUUUAGGGCUGAAGAUACGGUAAUGAAUGGUGAAGCAUCAUCUCAUGCGAAGAAGCGUCUAUUCUAUUCUACUUUAAUGAAUGAUAAUGCAUUAGAUUGCAUUGUCUCCAAAGUGAAGAUUGUGCAGAUAACUCCAAGUGUACAUUUGAAAUCAAAACGUAUUCCACCUUGUGAUUUUUACUAUGAUAUGAAAUACUCUGUAGACUACUCAACAUUUUGUACAAUGGAAAGUGAUUGCAGUUAUUUAUAUUCGUCCCCUUCCCCAAAGGAAGUUCAAGUUAAUAAAACUGUGGCUAAUUUCAAAAGACCAUCUGUUAACAAAUUGUACAAAUCGGAGCUAGCACUGUUAGAUGUUUAUGCUGGUUGUGGUGGGAUGUCAACAGGGUUGUGCCUUGGUGCGAAACUUUGUGGUGUAGACCUUGCAACGAAAUGGGCUAUUGACAUUGAUAAAGCAGCAUGUGAAAGCUUGAAGUUGAAUCAUCCUGAGACUCAAGUAAGGAAUGAAUCUGCAGGGGAUUUCCUUGACCUGUUGAAGGAGUGGGACAAACUUUGCAAACGUUAUGUAUUCAGCAAUGUUUCAAAGUCACCAGGAACAAAUGCUAGGUUCACAAGAGCAUCUAGUAAGGAUGUACAUUCAAAAUCUGACAGCAAGAUUCCAACAGGUGAGCAUGAAGUUGCAAGCUUGGUUGAUAUUUGCUAUGGAGAUCCCAAUGAGUCAGGAAAGCGUGGGCUUCAUUUUCAGGUGCGUUGGGUGGGCUAUGGUCCAAGGGAGGACACAUGGGAACCGAUUGCGGGGUUGAGUAAAUGUGAAGACCAUAUACGAGAUUUUGUACUAAAGGGGUCAAAGAAAAAAAUAAUACCACGUCCGGGAGAUGUCGAUGUUAUAUGUGCAGGCCCUCCAUGCCAAGGAAUAAGUGGCUAUAACCGCUUUAGAAAUUUUGGUUCUCCAUUGGAUGAUAAAAGAAAUCAUCAAAUCGUAGUCUUUAUGGAUAUUAUAAACUUUUUAAAGCCUAAGUAUGUUCUAAUGGAAAAUGUAAUUGACAUUUUGGGGUUUGCCAAGGGUACACUUGGAAGAUAUGCUUUAAGUCGCUUGGUUCGCAUGAACUACCAAGUAAGGCUAGGCAUUAUGGCUGCUGGGUGUUAUGGCCUUCCUCAGUUCCGGUUACGUGUUUUUUUGUGGGGUGCUCAUCCACUUGAGAAACUACCGCAGUUUCCACUUCCCACACAUGAUGUGGUCUUGAAAUAUGGGCCUCCAAGUGAGUUUGAGCAAUGUGUUGUUGCAUACGAUGAAGGCCAGUCUCCAGAAUUAGAAAAAGCUCUUGUCCUCAGUGAUGCCAUUUCUGACCUUCCUGCAGUAAAAAAUGAUGAAAUUCGUUACAAGAUGGCCUACAGAAAACCGCCAGAGACAGAUUUCCAAAGAUAUAUAAGAGUGACAAAAUAUGAUAUGAUGGGUUCUGCACACAGCCUUGCACCCACAAAAGAAGAAGCAGUGCUGUUUGAUCAUCGGCCUCUCCCUUUAAGUGAAGAUGAUUUUUUACGAGUUCGUCAAAUCCCAAAGAGAAAGGGUGCAAAUUUCAGGGACCUCCCAGGUAUUGCCAUAGGAGCUGAUAAUGCUGUUCAAAGGAAUCCAACAGUGGAGCCAAUACUGUUGCCAUCUGGAAAGCCAUUGGUACCUGAUUAUGCAAUAAAUUUCCGUGAUGGGAAGUCUCAGAGACCAUUUGCCCGAUUAUGGUGGGAUGAGACGGUUCCAACUGUGCUCUGUCGACCAGAUCUUCACAACCAGGCAAUUUUACAUCCGGAGCAAGAUAGAGUCCUUACAAUUCGGGAGUGCGCCAGACUGCAAGGUUUUCCUGAUUAUUACGAGUUCUGUGGGGAUGUCAAAGACAGAUACCGUCAAAUAGGCAAUGCGGUGACUGUAUCAGUAGCCCGGGGUUUAGGAUACGCGUUGGGAAUGGCGGCACGGAGGUUAAGUCAUGGUGACCAACCUCUUCUCAUUCUCCCUCCUGCCUUCUCGCAUUCCUCCACUGCCCAGUUGUUGCAUCAAGAGUCCCCUCAAGUUUGACCUGCUGCUGCUGAGUUUACUUGCUGUGAAAUGAGACUACUAUUUAACACAAUGAUGGCCAGCCGGCCUUUGUCUAACUUUUAAUUGUUUCCAAGUUCCGUCUUAUUCUUCCUCAUGGAACUUUGCUAUACUCAAACACCGCUGAUUCAUCCGUUACCUGACAAUAGAAGAACGUGUAUCUGCAA